CCCAUCCGUCAUUUCUGUAAUCGAGCGUCGAGCUGCACGAUCUGCACCUCUGCAGCAGCAGUUAUGAACGCCUCGCGCUGGUCGGGAUUCUCGGUAAACACAGCCAAACCAGCCACUGGCACUGAGCUGCUGCCCCUUCAGAUUCCCCACAGGUUGUUAUUAGCGCGUGCGGAGAAGCAGUCGGGCUGUCUAGUUGUUUAUCAAUAAUGACUCGACAUGGCCGGGGCGAAAUUUCACUCAACAUACGCGGUUUUGCGAGCGACCCUGGAAGCCGUAACCAGUUGUGAGAGCGAGACACAAAUAAUCUGAAUGAAAGUCAUAAGUGAGGUUGGGUGGCCAUGGACCCAUUCAGCCAACUUAUCCUCACCAUCUCGGUGACCAGCUUCCUCACCUUCCAAUGGCUCUUCCACAGAGUCAGCCCCUGGAUGUCCCUGCGCAUCAGCCCAGGCUUCCUUGGUCUCAGUGACAAGCAGAAGGUGGAGUGGAACUCAAGGACGGUGUCAACGUUCCACGCACUUUUGGUGGGAAUAUUUUGUCUCUACAUCUUGUUCUUUGAUGAUGCCGUCAAUGAAGAUCCAGUCUGGGGAGAUCCUACAUUGGUGAAGACUAAUGUUGCAAUCACAACAGGCUACCUCAUAUCUGAUCUGCUGCUUAUAUUUUACUAUUGGAAGGCGAUAGGCGACAAGUUUUUUGUAGUUCAUCAUCUGGCAGCAUUGUAUGCUUACUACUAUGUACUGGGCCAAGGAAUGUUGCCUUACUUUGCUAACUUCCGUCUGCUCGCAGAGUUUUCUACACCGUGUGUGAACCAGCGUUGGUUCUUUGAGGUACUAGGUUAUCCCAAGUCCUCCCGGCCCAACAUGGCAAAUGGCGUUGCCAUGGCAGUAGUCUUUUUCGUGGUCCGCAUAGCCGUCAUGCCGGUCUACUACAGUCGCAUGUAUGCGGUCUACGGCACCGAGGCCUUCUACCUGGUGCCCUGGGGUGGUCGGGUGGCCUGGAUCUGCUCCAGUAUCUGCUUGGACAUCAUGAACGUCAUGUGGAUGCAUAAGAUCGCUCGUGGCUGCUACAAGGUGCUGCGAUCUGCACGCCAGAGCAAAGCCGGAUCCCCUCAGGAGAAUGGGAAAACAGAUUAAGGGAAUCAGGGUGGUGUGAUGAAAAAAAAUAUGCUGUAACGGAGACAAAGUGGCAAUGCUGUCAGUACAACGCGAGUAGCUGGUUGGACCCUCACACAUCUGGCUCCCACGAGCUUGAUACUGCAGGACUGAAUGUAACGUGGAAAACUUUUCUUUCUGGGAAAGCAGGCACAGUCACUGAGAUGUACUGAUGGACCAUUUAAAUGGUCGUUCGUAAGCCAUGACAAUGACCUCUAAGCAAUACUUUGUGCGCAUGGCCAAUUAAUUGUGUUUUGAACAAGUCACAGAUACAAGAGGUCAUCCUGGGACAAACGGACUGUUUGCCCCACCGCAAAUUGUCAGAAAGUUUACCGUUCUUUACAUACUUAGUGCUCAAAAGAAGAGUAUGUUUCUUUUUGUAUUAAUAUUGCUGACAGUCGCAGAGUGAAUAUGGUGAAAUCAAAAGUUGGUAUGUAUGAAAAAAGAAAGGUUUUUGAACCCUCCUGCCGCCCGCUCAUAAAAACAUAUUUAGUGACUACACACUGAUGGUUAUUACCAUUAAAGCCUACCAGACAUCUUUUGAAAUAGACUUGAUAGAGACACAAGCAAAUUACAACAGUUGAAGUCAGAAAAAUAUAAAUGUGUUAUUCAGUGAAGCCGAAUGUUGUUUUUUUUUAAAAAGUCUGAACAGGCAUCAUUUCUCAGUAUAUUUAUUUUUUCUUGCUGGGGUCGAGGCAAAUGGGUUUUAAUCUGUUCAAAUAAUAGAAAAAAAGGUUAACUAUUUUUAAUGAAAGGAGACUGAUGCAAAGAGUACUUUUAGAAAGGUUCAAAGGGAAACUCAGUGUCAAUGGUUUUGUUUGAAUGGUGACUUCAAACAGCUGAUGGUUCAAAUUUUUAAAUGUUGAGGCCAAAUCGAUCCGCAAAGCCACGUAAUAUUUCACAGAAUGGGGAAAAAGAUUCAUAUUGCAUAAACAAAAAUGUGUUUUUUGACAGUUUUUUUUCUUUUUUUUGUCUGCGUUGUAUUUAUUUUACAUUGUGCAAUGCAGGUAAAGGGGUGACGCUGACCCAAUAAGCAGUGAGUAUGGAAUAAAUGUCAUAGACUAAUAAUAAUAAUAAUAAUAAUAAUAAAUCAAAAUUCCACUUAAAUGUUACAUGACAUUUGGUUGGAAAUGUGAGCGGGAUUCUUUUAUUCUGUCCACCUUGCACCAUAUUUAGUUAAUUAUCCCACUUUUUAUUUACAAUAUAUAUGUUCUUAGGCAUGAGCUGUUCAUUUUACCACUUUGCUAACAUUUGCCAAAAAGCAUUACUGCAACUUUUCCAUGAGGAACUUUGGAAUUUUUUGCUUGCAAAAUAAAAGAUUUACAUUUACAAGCAGUUAACAGUGUUUCAUCUUGUAUACAUCCUGAGUUUAAAUUUCUGAUGUUCUUUUCAGGAUUGAGAUACAAAUUGCUUCUGCCUCAUCAUAUGUAUGUAGAGUUCUGCUCAGCUGUUGAACAUGUGUUUCUCCUUCUUAAUUCUUUUGAUUGAAACAAAGAUUGUAUUUUCUUUUUAGUGGACAGCAAUAUAUACAGAAACACUUGCGGAAAUUCGUGUUUUAAUUGUCUUUACUGAUUCACAGACAAAGCUGUUUCAUGUCAGUCAUCAUGCACCAGCGAGCACACGAACAGUUUGGUUUAGAGUUUUUUUAAGAAUAAUAUGUCAUUUGUUCAAGAUUAAAGAUGAGUUCACUAUUAAUUUAUGACAUGUACUUGAAUUUUCAUUUUAGGUGUAUCUUUACUUGAGCUGUACAUCAAAAAGCUUCUGUCUGAUGUUUAGUGAUGCAGAAAUGGGGAUUGUUUUUUAAGUAUGCCUUGCUAUGCUCAGCAUUUGAUUUUGUUGCCUUUGUAGAACAUAUGAUUGCACAGUAAAUUAUUAUUACUUAUUUUGCACCCAACUCCUCACAAACGCUGAAAAGUGCGUAUUUUUAGUGAUUUACUUGUGUCUUUUCCAAGUCUGAUGCCCAUCUAAUGUGAUCAUUUAGCCUUUGUAGUUUCAAAUGUAAAACAGAGAAUUGCUGAGGCUGGUUUUUGCCGCGCUUCUUUUUUACGCUUUUAAAUAUUUCUAAACUUUC
Melanotaenia boesemani (Boeseman's rainbowfish) is the source of this 3219-nucleotide messenger RNA. RefSeq names its product TLC domain-containing protein 4-B-like. The coding region runs from base 339 to 1130 and encodes 263 amino acids. Gene Ontology annotation, biological process: lipid homeostasis. Gene Ontology annotation, cellular component: membrane; endoplasmic reticulum. The record is from RefSeq and is a predicted model, not a curated record. The transcript has 7 exons. Lineage: Eukaryota; Metazoa; Chordata; Actinopteri; Atheriniformes; Melanotaeniidae.